AUGAGCGCCACGUAUCCUGAAUGCCAAACGGACAUUAGGUACAAUGAAUACUACGAUAGCAUCACGGGAUAUGGUUAUCAAGAUGAAAGGUACGGCCAGGACGAAGAGGAUAGACAAUGGGACAGUGGAGGGAAGUGGUAUCUAGGAACUAGUACCUAUUAUGAGAAUAAACGGAAUAGAAAAACGCUUCCACAGAGGCCUGCAUCUAGUAUCGGUAUUCAUCGACCCGAUUACAGACCAACGGUUACCAGACAACGCAGUUACGAAUCGGAGGAACUCAAUUAUAGUGGUCAUAGCACUCGUCGUCGAAAACCGCUUCAACCGCAACAACGACCACCGUCUAGGCAAGAAGGAACGGGUAAAAAACUACCUCCGACACCAACAAAGCCAAGCAAUGUUAUUAUCAAUCGUAUGCUUGCCACAUCGAGCAGGCAACUGCCAAAGACUAGAACUCCUUCCGAGGAGAGCUAUCACAAGUCUGACUACAACGAGGACUAUAAUUACGCUUAUCGCAGCCAAGAUAAUUUACCUCAGGAUACCUACAUUGACAGUAUAUAUAGCGAGCAAAGUGGUUACGACCAAGUGCACGCGCCUGGCAAAACUCAAUAUGCUGAGGAUAGUCAAUACGGGUCCAGUUACACGCCCCAGGUCGAUGACCAGUAUGGUCGUUCGUAUCAAGAGCCACAGACACAGGAUACGUACGAUCAAUCGUAUUUACAAAACUCGUAUAAGGACGAGUUUCAAAAGCCUUACGUGGAACAGAACACUCAGGUUUAUCAGGAUACGUAUCAAGAUAUAACAUAUCCGAACGCGAGCCAACCGAAUGAUCAAUACACUAGCCAACCGAACGAUCAAUACAGGAAAAUGAGCAGAGAUAUGAUAAUAGACGACAAUUACCAGGUGAUGGGUGGUUACGAUCAGAACAACGUUCAAUAUCAGGACAGGAAGAAAGUAUCUACCUAUAAGAACACGUAUCAAGAGCAAUACGAUGGUUACAACGUGCCGUCGAGCGUAUACGACCAAAAUAACGUGACAAAUACGUACAAUCAAUACCAACAAGAGCAAUACGAUUCUCAGUACAAUAUAAACACGUCGACUGAUUACCAGAAGACAUAUCCGGAUACGUAUAAUCAAGAAACGUACAACGCGAAAGCCUAUAACCAGGAGACUUACAAUCAGGACACGUAUAUUCAGGACACGUAUAAUCAAGAAACGUAUCAUCAGCAAGAAGAAACCUACAACCAGCAAGAUACGUACAAUCAGGUGGUGCCCAUUUCGCAAAGUAAUUACGAGGAUAGUUACAGCAAACCCCAGAAAGAUUACGUUAAUUAUCAAACACCGUAUAGCAAAGAGGAGACUGUUAACAUGACGUACGAGAACGAUUAUCAGGAUCAGUAUCAAGAGCCUUACGAAGAUUCUUAUCACGAAUCUUAUCAGGAAUCGUUCGAGGAACAUUACAAAGAGAGUCCAGCUGCCAGCACGGAGAGAAGAGCAAGCGAAGUCCCGGAAUUAUCGGUGACCACGCCACGGGGUCAGACGAGAACGAAUGGAUAUCAGUCGAGCGAAUCGGAUUAUUAUCUGAUGUCUCAGGAAAGUCAGGACGUGUCCUCGACUACCGGUGUAUCGAGAAAGAAGAAGCACGAGAAACGUGAACCUAGCCCUCUCGUCCAGCAAAACACCGAUUCCUUGGAAUCCAAAGACGACGAGUUGAAGGAAAUCGAAACUGCCGUGAGUUCUUCUAUUAGUAGCAUCCCACAGAAGAAAGGAAUCGGUGAUUAUCCGACACCUGUCGACUCAAGUUCCGUUGCCCCUACUUUGAUCGAAUCUUCCCAAAGCAGCCUUCAGCCCGUCACAACGAUGGUCAAUCACGUGACAGCCAAUCAUAUUCCAACGAGUAUGACGGUGACGGCAAUGGUUCACACAACGGGUAAUGGGAAACGAUUGACUAGAACCGAGUCGUAUCAGGAGGAAGUGAUGGAGGACGAAGAGUAUCCGGAAAUCAUACCGAAAGAACCGCAGAGGAAAGACUCGCAGUUAUCGUAUCAGAGUCAACAUUCUUCCCAACACAGCGUGCAUUCUCAGAAACCAAAAUUGACCAGAGGUGAUUCUUACGCCUCCGACCACUUCCCCGAGGAAUCGUACAGCAGGAGGAGUUCGUACGCGCAGUCAACGAGGAAAGAUUCUUUCUCUUCGACCACGCAAGAGAACUUUAAACCGCCCCUCACCAGAACGGACUCGUAUCAAAACAGAGGUAGCUACGGGCAGAACUUCAGCGCUCCUCAACCUAUUUCCAGAGCUGAGAGUUAUCAGCGCGGAUAUUUCAAUGACCAAAAGUCUGUGGAGGAACCGGAAGUUAGCCUGAGCAAUGCGGUGAACGACGAUUACAAGAUGAGGGAGGAAUCUCUUGAAAGGUACGACGAUGAACCAAUGCUUCGUGAUUCUCGGGAGGAUUCGUUGAUGGACACGUACAAAGCUACACCGCCGAUGUCGCACACGGAUAGCCCGCGUGGAAGCAUAACGAAACAAGCGUCUUUAGAAGAAAGUGUUCAAAUGGAUACUCCACCCAGGAGUCCACCGGAACCACCACCGGAUAAGGAGCUUCUAGAGAUGGUUGGAGCUGCACCAGUGCCUACACAGUUGAAAGAAAGACCAGAGAUGACGGCAAAGCAGCGAUGGCAUUGGGCGUAUAAUCAAAUAGUGAUGCAACUACGGAAGUAA
Molecule: messenger RNA, 2718 nt
Organism: Apis mellifera (honey bee)
Lineage: Eukaryota; Metazoa; Arthropoda; Insecta; Hymenoptera; Apidae
Product: fibronectin-binding protein PlpA
Exons: 6
Coding region: 1-2718 (905 amino acids)
Source: RefSeq, a predicted model, not a curated record